Messenger RNA from Dufourea novaeangliae, 2717 nucleotides. It is a transcript of the gene Gli, whose product is annotated as cholinesterase-like. The coding region runs from base 1 to 2619 and encodes 872 amino acids. The record is from RefSeq and is a predicted model, not a curated record. The transcript is spliced from 8 exons. Lineage: Eukaryota; Metazoa; Arthropoda; Insecta; Hymenoptera; Halictidae. Gene Ontology annotation, cellular component: cell surface; tricellular tight junction; septate junction.
AUGGCCGUGUACAGACUGUCCAGGACACUUGGUAGCGUCUGCUUUCCUCUGUGUUUCCUUGCGUUUACGGUAUUGUGUCAGGAACAAAUAUCGUCUGGUAAUCGGUACUAUGGCCGUGACGGUGUCUAUGUGCCACCAAAUGGGCCCGAUCGCCGGACCGACACAUAUAUUUACAAGGAUAGACGGUACGGUUACCGUCCCAGUUACCUGGACCCUGUUUACAAAGGACCCACCAAAUCUCCGGAGGAUCGAUACCAUUACGAGGAUACUACUUCAAGAUUACCUUUGCCUGGAAUAUUAGGCGGAUGGCGGGAGGAUCUUCAAGGAAGAGAACGGUCUGAUUCCAAAAACUUGGAAAGAGAUAUCACUGUCACUACCACCUAUGGACAAGUGCAAGGUUUUAAAGUUUACUUGUACGACGAUCCACAAGCAAGACACAGACCUUGGAGUUUACCGGUUGAAAGAGUGACAAAAUAUGUGAACGUAUUUUUGGGUAUUCCCUAUGCUAUGCCACCUAUAAGGGAGGGCCGUUUUAAGCCUCCUAGACCGCACAGGGGUUGGCAAGUGUUACAAGCUGUUGACUGGGGACCAGCGUGUCCUCAACCGAGUGCAUAUACCGGUGCCACUAAAGGAGUUAGAGAUGUAGACGAAGAUUGUUUGUAUUUAAAUAUUUUCACACCCAAUAUCGGGUCUGGACUAGCUCAACCGUAUGCUGUAAUGUUCUAUAUUCAUGGUGGAGAGUUUGCUCAUGGAGCUAGUAACUUAUUUCCUGCUCAUAUGCUGGCUGCAUUUUACAAUGUAGUAGUUGUAUCUAUUAACUAUCGAUUGGGGGCAUUGGGAUUUCUAAGUACAGGGGAUGAGAACAGCCCUGGAAACUAUGGGAUUUUGGAUCAAGCAAUGGCACUACGAUGGGUGUACGAUAAUAUUAGAGCUUUCAAUGGUAAUCCCGAUGCAAUAACACUUUUUGGUCCAGGUGCUGGUGCAGCAAGUGCUGGUUUAUUAAUGGUUGCACCCAGAACUAGAGAAAUGGUAUCGAAAGUGAUAGCUCAGUCGGGUUCCGCGUUAGCAGACUGGGCAGUUAUCAUAGACAAGUAUAGAGCGCAGAAUACUUCCCGAGUAUAUGCUGAAAUGUUAGGUUGCAGCAUAGAAAGUAGUUGGAAGUUAAUUCAGUGUUUAAAGGAUGGUCGAAGUUUCCUUGAACUGGGUAACUCUGAAUUGAAACCACAUGUUGGGAUGUUCCCAUGGGCACCUGUGUUUGAUGUGAAUUUUACUGUACCGAGCGAUAAUUUAUACGAAGACUGGAGAGCAUCUGAUUGGCGCUUCUUCACAGAAAUACCCGAAGACGCUAUUAAAAAUCAUAGAUUCAAAAAUAAUUUGGCAUAUAUGGCUGGUGUAACUACUCAAGAAGCAGCUUAUCUAAUAUAUAAUAAUGCCACAUUGGCAAGGAAUCAGUACAUAGUAGAUUCGCAAUUAUUCGACCAAAAGAUCUGGGAACUUGUUCUUCAGUAUAACUACACUCUCAAUCCUCAAGGCGUUUAUGAAGCCAUAAAAUAUAUGUACACGUACUGGCCAGAUCCAAAAAAUAUUACGCACAUUCGCGAUCAAUACAUCAGUCUGCUGACUGAUUUCCAUUAUGUGGCUCCGUUCGACAAAAUUGCAAAGCUCUUAGUGGAGAAACAUGUGCCUACUUAUUUAUAUGUAUUGAACACAACUGUGGAAACCCUGAAAUUACCACACUGGCGAAGAGUGCCUCACAAUGCUGAACUUCUUUGGCUCACAGGAGCACCUUUCAUGGAUGUCGAUUCUGUAAUAAGAAAGUGCAAUUUUAUAGAAUUCUUCCCUCAGAAAUGGAAACUAAAACGAGAUAUGUGGACUGAUAAUGAUCGCAAUAUGAGUCACUUCUUCAUGAAAGCGUAUUCAAAUUUUGCAACGUAUGGAAAUCCUACACCUUCCCAAAUUUUGGGCUUGCAUAUGGACGUUGCCAAGCAGGGGCAAUUACGAUACCUGAACAUCAAUACAACCUACAACAGUUCAAUUUUAUUGAAUUACAGACAAACGGAAAGCGCUUUUUGGUCCUCUUAUCUGCCGACCGUUAUUGGUCGCUUAGUGCCUACGUAUCCCCCAGUCACCGAAUAUUGGUGGGAGCCGAAGCAACCCUUACAGAUUGCAUUUUGGUCAGUUUCUACGGCCUGUCUGCUCUUAAUCGUGCUCUCUGUAGUGUGCUGUAUGCUUUGGCGUAACGCCAAAAGACAAUCUGAUCACUACUAUAGCGGGGACAUCCUGAUGGUACGAGACGACGAACCCUCGGAGGGAAUCGAGAAUCUGACUCGUGCCUCCAAGGAGAACGUUUACGAGUACCGAGACGCACCGCCACUCAGAGCAAGAAUAUCACGACAGAAUGAGGGGAAACUUCAGGAACGUUUGGCGCACAACCGGAAGUUCAGCUCGACUCCAUCGCUCAGAAGUAACUCCAAUAUUUCAUUAAAAGAUAUGCGCACCGAAGGAUUCGUUACCAGUUCACCGAACGGGCAGCCUAAGCUGAAUAAAGCGAUGAGUCAGUCCUCGUUGCGGAAAAGUAGGACUCAGCUUGUCCAAGGUGUUCCACAGACAGCUGUAUAAAUCUUGAUUGUGUACCUUUAUCCACGAUUUUCUUAUUUAUUGUAGACAAAGACACACCGAGAACAAUUUAAUGAUUUCUAGCAAAGAAAAGAUCUACA